GGGGAUGCUCGGGUCCCGCGAGGGACAGGGGGCGUAGAGCCCGUGUGGCCCUGGCUUACUCGCCGCCCAGGGACGAGUCCAGUCAUUUGGGGCUUGGGGUGCGCACCCUACCCUGGCCGCACCCCACUUUCAGCCAGAACUAAGCCUCCUCCGAGGGCGACGUGGACGGGACACGCUAGUGAGGACACGGGUGGGGCCUCGGGGCUCGGAACCCCGCGCCGACCGUCCUCGGGCACAGCCAGUCCCCAGACCCAGCUUCCAGCAUCUCGCGUCUUGUGUGAGGCCUUCCUAGUGUCGGAGGUUGACACUGCUUCCUCGAGUCGCCUCCUGUGCUUCCCGGCUUCGCUGCCACUCUGACCGCGCUGGGAUCGGUGCACGAAUCACCUGCCCUGCGUCCCCAGGUGUUUGCAAUGGCUGCAACUGUGAACUUGGAACUGGAUCCCAUUUUUUUGAAAGCGCUAGGUUUUUUACAUUCAAAGAGUAAAGAUUCUGCUGAGAAGCUAAAAGCAUUGCUUGAUGAGUCUUUGGCUCGGGGCAGUGAUUCAAGUUACCGCCCCACUCAAAAGGAUGUGGAACCGCCCAAAAUUUCAAGCACAAAAUCUAUUUCUAUUAAGCAAGAACCCAAAACGUCAUCCAGUCUUCCUCCUGUCAGUAACAAUGGCAAAAUGCUUUCGGCUGAAAAGGCCAAGAAAGAGGCUGAGAAGAGGCCUGCUGAUAAGAUGAAAGCAGACACCACUGAAGGAGUUGAUAUUCCAAAGAAACCGAGGCUGGAGAAACCAGAGACACGAUCUUCUCCCAUUACUGUCCAGACCAGCAAGGAUUUAGCUAUCUCGGACCUUUCCAGCUUCGAGGAGACCAGUGCCGAUGACUUUGCCAUGGAGAUGGGCUUGGCCUGCGUUGUCUGUAGACAGAUGACGGUGGCAUCAGGUAAUCAGUUAGUGGAAUGUCAGGAGUGCCAUAAUCUCUACCACCAGGACUGCCACAAGCCCCAGGUGACAGACAAGGAAGUGAACGACCCUCGCCUGGUGUGGUACUGCGCCCGAUGCACCCGGCAGAUGAAGAGAAUGGCUCAGAAAACUCAGAAGCCCCCGCAGAAGCCAGCCCCAACUGUGGUUUCCGCAGCCCCCGCCGUCAAGGAUCCCUUGGUUAAGAAACCAGAAACAAAGCUCAAACAAGAGACCACCUUCCUAGCGUUCAAGAGGACAGAAGUCAAGACAUCCACCGUUAUUUCAGGAAGCUCGUCCAGCACCAGCGUCUCCUCUUCAGCCACCAGCGGCCUCACCGGGUGGGCAGCUUUUGCGGCCAAAACGUCCUCCGCAGGCCCGUCAACGGCCAAGCUGGGUUCCACCACGCAGAACAGCGGGGGCAAGCCUGCCGCCUCCGCCGCGGGCCCGAAGCCCGUGGGUCUCACGGGCCUGGCGACGUCAUCCAAAGGCGGACCGGGCUCCAAGGUGGGCCCCGGCAGCAGCGCUUCGCCCACCGUGCCCCUGAAACCGCCGCCUCCGCUGACCCUGGGCAAAACCAGCCUUAGCCGCUCGGUUAGCUGCGACAACGUCAGCAAAGUAGGUCUUCCCAGCCCCACCAGUGUAGUGCCAGGGGGCAGCGGCCAGCCCAGCGGGAAUGGAAGCAGCGGCCCCUCGGGGCCCGGCGGAAGUGCCACCAGCAAAGCCACGCCCGAGGCCAGCAGCGGGCCCUCGGCGUCCCUUAAAGGCCCGACAUCUCAGGAGUCGCAGCUGAACGCCAUGAAGCGCCUACAGAUGGUCAAGAAGAAAGCCGCCCAGAAGAAGCUCAAGAAGUGAAGGGCCCGUGGGACCCUGCACCCCUCACCGCGGAGAGGAGGCGGUGCUGCAGGACAUGGACUGCCAGGUUCUAUAAUUUAAUAAAAACCUCCAUAAUCCA
Molecule: messenger RNA, 1899 nt
Organism: Cavia porcellus (domestic guinea pig)
Lineage: Eukaryota; Metazoa; Chordata; Mammalia; Rodentia; Caviidae
Gene: Ints12
Product: integrator complex subunit 12
Exons: 7
Coding region: 411-1799 (462 amino acids)
Biological process (GO): snRNA 3'-end processing
Cellular component (GO): integrator complex
Source: RefSeq, a predicted model, not a curated record